Messenger RNA from Carya illinoinensis, 1038 nucleotides. Its product is annotated as TMV resistance protein N-like. Gene Ontology annotation, molecular function: ADP binding. NCBI's taxonomy places the organism in Eukaryota, Viridiplantae, Streptophyta, Magnoliopsida, Fagales, Juglandaceae. Gene Ontology annotation, biological process: defense response; signal transduction. The transcript is spliced from 2 exons. The record is from RefSeq and is a predicted model, not a curated record. The coding region runs from base 79 to 1038 and encodes 319 amino acids.
UCUUCUCAUUCUCUAAGCCCGCAAAUUACCAAUAUUUCCUUCCACAAUUAAGCUUCUAAAUCUCUAGCAUUUGCAUUCAUGGCCACUCAAUCACCCUCCUCAUCUACUUCCGAAGAUACUAAGAAAAGAAAAAGAGACAAUUCAUCUUGUUCGGAAGAAGAUGAAAAAAUCAUAACCUCUUUCCCAACUACUUCCUCGACGCCUCGAUGGAAAUAUGAAGUUUUCCUUUGUUUCUAUGGUGAAGACACUCGCAAGAACUUUACGGAUCAUCUAUAUGUUGAUUUAAAACGGAAAGGCAUUCUCGUCUUUAGGGAUGAUGAAGCACUCAAGCAAGGGGAAUACAUUUCUCAAGCGCUUCUGAAAGCAAUUCAAGAAUCACAAUACGCGAUUGUUAUUUUUUCGGCAAAAUACGCUUUUUCCAAAUGGUGCCUCAUGGAACUUGCUGAGAUAGUUGAAUGGGAGGAAAAGAAAAAGCUCACAAUUCUUCCUAUUUUCUACCAUGUGGAUCCUUCUGACGUGAGAAAUCAAAGUGGGUCAUUUGCAGAAGCGUUCACUGCACAUGAAAAAGAUCCCAAGAUAGACAAGAAAGAUACGGAUAUGUGGAAAAAUGCUUUGAGAAAAGCCGGCAGUAUCGCCGGAUGGAACAUACUCCACAGGUACGAAUCAAUAAUUAUACAAGAAAUCGGUAGACGUCUAUCUCAUGAGUUGAAUUCUAGAUUCUCACGUCAUGAUUACGAUAAACUUGUUGCAAUAGACUCCCAUGUAGACAAAAUGAUGGAGUUAUUGGAUAUGGAAUCGAAUGAUGUUCGCUUUAUAGGAAUUCAUGGGAUGGGUGGCGUUGGUAAGACAAUGCUGGCCGAAAUAAUUUAUGAUAGAGUUUCUAAUUCUAAUUGUCGAUUUGAAGGAAGCAGCUUUAUUUCUUGUAUUAUAGAAAAUUCUACUAGUGCUGGUGAUCUAUCUUCUUUACAAAAAGAACUCUUUUCUACAAUCAUGCAAGAGGAAAUACAUGUAUACAAUCAUCACCAGGGAAUUGGAUAA